AUGGGCAACUUGAAUGAUGACACAGUUCUUGAGGUGAUCUCGUGCUUCCGUCCAAGAGAUGCAGUUAGAUGCAAGAGCCUAAACAAGAAUUUCAAUGCCUACAUCUCUAAUCAGAGAUUUGCACAUGAGCACUUUGUUAAAUCGAGUCACAAAGUGUGUAACCUCAUUCACUUCUCAAAUACUUCUCCCAAUGUUUUUUACCAACUUCGACUAGACCCUCCCUACCCUUUUGACAUGUUGGAGAUUUAUGAAAUCCUACCCAUUCAAGUUCCGAUCUUGGCCUCAUGUGGUGGCCUUCUUCUCCUUCACGUUUUAAGCUACAAGAACUAUUGUGUUUUCAACCCUAUUACUGGGGAAUUCCAACUGGUGUCAAAGGGAAAUCAUGAUGGUUGGAUUGCCGGACCGGUUGGCUUGGCUGUUGAUUCAAGCACUGAUUCAUUUACAAUCAGAUUGAUAGCAGUCCAUGUAAAAGAAGACCAAUCCCAGGUGAACCAAGUGUGUAAAUUCACAACAUUUACAGUUGGUUCAAACAAGUGGGAAGAAAUCCAUAUAGAAUUUGUUUGCAAAUCAAGUAAGUUGAGCAGAAAUACUCAACCUGUUUACUUCCAUGGCUCACUUCAUUGGCUUAGAGAAGAUGGCGAUAUUCUCGCCUUCGACAUAAGAAAGUGCCAAGCUAGAAUCAUUCAGGGACCUGGUAACAAAACCUCUAUAAUGCAGUUUGGAUAUGACAUAUGGUUUGGUGGGGUCCAAGGUUCGCUUGCAUUCGUGAGUGCUUUUCAAGAGGAAAUUGUCAUCUCUGUUUAUCAUUAUGAAAACAAAGAGUGGCAAAUCAGGCAUAUUAUUGAAAAUAUAAGUAACACAAGAAACAAUAACUACAGGAAUGGUAUUCCAAUGUUUUUUGAUGGCAAAAGAUUGUCUUUUCUUCUGAGAAAGAGAGGAGAAGAUGGAGAGAUUUACAUGCACAAUAUAUCGACCAAGUCCUGGAGAAAGAUAGGACUGGUUCCGGAAACAGCAGAUUGUAUUCAAAAUUUUAUUCCUUUUGCUCCAACAAUGGCAAAGGUCGCUGGUGUCUAUCUCCAUGACCAAAUGACUCAGUUGAGUCUUGCUUCAGAAAUUAAAGAGAGCCUCAACGGCCUGUAUGAACUGAUGAAGCCAAUGUAA
This is a messenger RNA of Fraxinus pennsylvanica, 1161 nucleotides long. The record is from the annotation of a GenBank genome assembly. NCBI's taxonomy places the organism in Eukaryota, Viridiplantae, Streptophyta, Magnoliopsida, Lamiales, Oleaceae.